Messenger RNA from Amphibalanus amphitrite, 3333 nucleotides. RefSeq lists its product as uncharacterized. Gene Ontology annotation, molecular function: nucleic acid binding. The transcript is spliced from 2 exons. NCBI's taxonomy places the organism in Eukaryota, Metazoa, Arthropoda, Thecostraca, Balanomorpha, Balanidae. The record is from RefSeq and is a predicted model, not a curated record. The coding region runs from base 38 to 1087 and encodes 349 amino acids. Gene Ontology annotation, biological process: DNA integration.
UCGCUGUUCUGUUUACUUUCAGCGAACGCAAGUAGACAUGGAGAUAGACACCGGCUCGGGUAACACUCUGAUAGGAGAGGACACAUACAAAUCUCUACGGAUACGUCCCAGGUUGAAACCCAGCGCUCUCAGGUUGAGAACGUACACAGGAGAUGUGAUUUCAGUCCUGGGGGAAUUCAGAACUGCAGUAACUUACAAGGGCCAGAAGCAUGCUAACCUCAAGGUUGUUGUGGUACAAGGAAAUAGGACCAGCCUAUUGGGACGGGACUGGUUGAAAGCUGUCAAGUUAGACUGGAAGGAAGUGUGUGCUGUUGAGAAUGUGUCAGUAGCGGCGUUGAGAAGGAAGUAUGCGGAAGUGUUUGAACCAGGUCUGGGGGAGUUGAAGGAUGUGAAGCUCCGCCUGAACAUUGACCGAAGUGUGCAGCCCAAGUUUUUCAGAGCUCGUUCCAUGCCAUACGCCUAUAAGGAAAAGGUGGAGAAGCAGCUGCAAAAGGACGUAGAGUCUGGUGUACUUGAACAGGUAACGCACAGCAGGUGGGCCGCUCCGCUAGUUCCUGUCUUGAAAAAGGAUGGCACUGUCAGAGUAUGUGCUAACUUAAAGCUGACUGCAAAUAAGGCUGUGAAGUGUGACACAUAUCCGCUUCCGCGCGCGCAGGAUAUUUUCGCGCAGCUUGCUGGGGGACGAGUCUUCACUACGCUGGAUCUAGCACAGGCGUAUAACCAGGUCAUUGUGCAUGAAGACUCGCGCGAUGUACUGACGGUGAACACGCCGAAGGGGUUGAUGCGUUACUCUCGUCUGCCUUUUGGGCUCAAUUCGGCGGUCAGUCUGUUUCAGAGGGAGAUUGAGCGGGUGCUUCGUGACUUACCUGGUGUGGUGGCUUACCUGGACGACAUCCUGAUCUCCAGCAGAACGACGGAGGAGCAUCUGAAGACGCUGGACGACGUCCUCGGAAGACUGAAGAGAGCCGGGUUGAAGAUAUAUUCCAGACCGCAGUCAGAAGCUGGCGCCACUUCAUCUCCUCCUGCAGAAGGACGUGGCAUGGCGCUGGGGUGCAGAGCAGGCUGCCAGCUUCCAGUGGGCUCGUGACGUCCUCUCGUCUGGCUCCGUGUUGGGUCACUUCGCCAUCAACAAACGGCAAGUCCUAGUGUGUGAUGCCUCCUCUGUGGGAAUCGGUGCCGUUUUGGCUCAGAGGGAAGCUGAUGGGACUGAGAAGCCAGUGGGAUUCGUUUCUAGAAGUCUGUCCCCAUGUGAACGCAAAUAUUCUCAGAUCGAGAGGGAAGCAUUGGCAAUCGUUUUCGGGGUUACCAAGUUUCACGCGUACCUGGCCGGUAACAUGUUCUCGCUGGUCACCGACCAUAAACCUCUGGUGAUGUUGUUCGGUGAACAUGCUGACCUACCUGAGAUGGCGUCUUCCAGAAUCCGGAGGUGGGCGUUGAAGCUCUCGACGUACCGAUACGAGAUUCAGUACCGGCGGACUGAAGAGAUGGGCAAUGCUGAUGCCCUCAGCCGCUGUCCUCUGCCUGACUCGAACUCUUCGCAGGAGGAGGAUCUGGUGCUCCUGGUCGAUGAUCAACAGCUGUUUGACGCCAGGAAGGUAGCCCUCCUGACGUCUCGUGACCCGGUGCUGUCUCGGGUAAUGCGUCUUGUCCAGAGGGGUGGCUGGCCGCAGGUUACAGAUGCAGACCUGUCACCUUUUGCCUCGAAGCGUCUGGAGUUGUCUGUUUGUCGUGGAGUGCUGAUGUGGGGUCACCGUGUCGUCGUUCCCAGCAGGGCACGUGAAGCAGUCUUGAAGGAGCUGCAUGUGGCGCACCCUGGCAUCCGCCGCAUGAAGGCUCUGGCGAGAGGCUGUGUCUGGUGGCCUCAACUGGACCAGCAUAUUGAGCACAUCGUGAACUCCUGUCAAGCCUGCCAGGAAAGCCGACCUGCACCGGGACGUUCUCCAAUCUGCAUGUGGCCGUGGCCUGAGCGGGCAUGGUCGAGGAUCCACGUGGACUUCGCUGAGCCGAAGAAGGGAAGGUACGUCCUGAUCGUGGUGGAUGCUUAUUCCAAGUGGGUGGAGGCAGAGUGUUGUACCAGUGUCUGCUCCCAGACGACUAUAGCCAAACUGAGACAGAUGUUUUCAAGGUGGGGGCUACCGGACGUAAUCGUAACUGAUAACGCUUCAUCGUUCACGUCAGCAGAUUUUGAGAAGUUCGUGCGCCAGAACGGCAUUCAUCAUAAGACCAUAGAACCUCGCCAUAGUCAGGGGAAUGGACUAGCUGAACGUGCUGUACAAGAUGUCAAACUAGCGUUGCAGAGGUCGAACAGUGACUGGGAGACUACGCUAUCACGAUGGUUGCUUUGCCAGCGUAUCACCCCGCACAGCACAACUUCCGUAGCCCCCUCAGAGCUGAUGGUGGGGCGUGUCCUCCGAAGUCGCCUGGACCUUCUGCACCCGGACCUGCGAACUGAGGUGAAGAAACAGGUGAUCCAAAAGGAAAACCACGAUGCUAAGGUGAGCACUGGCAGGAGACUGGAUGUGGCUGAUCUAGUGUUUGCAAGGAACUAUGGUGUUGGCUCGAAGUGGGUUGCUGGUGUUGUCGUCGGAGUGGAUGGACCUGUGUCUUACGCUGUGGAGACUGAAGAUGGUAGGCUGUGGAGACGACAUAUCGAUCAGCUUCGGCAUAGGUCUGACGGCGAACUGUUUGCAGGACGUUCUGCGCUGACUUCGGAGCCCGGUGACAUUCCUGCGGAAGGAGGGCAGCCAUCUCGGAAUCCGACGGCGGCGCUGCAGCCGUCUCGUCCGGGGGAGUCUGGCUUGGACGCGUCGCUGCCGCCGUUCAGCACACCUGGAGCGGCGCCUAGCGCUCCAGCAGCAUCGCCAUCGUCUUCGGCGCCUGCUCCGUCGGAGCCCCGGCCUGAGGCAUCAGAGCUCGAGCCCGCGUGUGUCGCCGGCGACGCUGGUGCACGGACGGAAACCCCACUGCGUUCGGGGCUCGGAGUGGAGGCUGGUGCAGGUGUACAGUCUCGUGUGUUGGACGAGGGUGGUGGUGUUCGUCGCGGAACUAGAGUGAGAAAGCAGACUAAGUUUUUUGGUUCCUAGCUCUGUUCAUAUUACUUGUGUUUUGUGAGGGGGCAGUGUAGUGAACUAUGGUUCACGCCUCCCCCACCUGUGGCCUGAGUGCGCCGCUGCUCCUCCCUUAUCGGCCGUCCCUGUGUCCGUCCCUGCGCGGUGUCCGUCCCUGCGUGUCGCGGCGCAUGUGCCUCGGGCGGUUUUGUGUGGCCUGGCGCGGCGGCCGGUCGGCCGACCGCGCGGCAGUCUGCAGCUGGACCCAAUACAGCAAGGAGCUCGG